GUUGGUGAGGCCAUUUAGUACCCACCAAGAUGGUGGCCUUGUCCUUAAAGAUUUGUGUACGCCAGUGCAAUGUGGUGAAAACGAUGCAGUUUGAGCCAUCUACCCCUGUAUAUGAUGCCUGCAGGAUCAUCCGAGAGAGAGUUCCAGAAGCACAGACAGGACAAGCCUCAGAUUAUGGCCUGUUCCUGUCUGAUGAUGAUCCGCGGAAAGGAAUCUGGCUUGAGUCUGGAAGAACGCUGGAUUACUACAUGCUGCGAAAUGGAGAUGUCUUGGAGUAUAAGAAGAAACAAAGACCGCAAAAGAUCAAAAUGCUCGAUGGUGCAAUUAAAACCAUCAUGGUGGAUGACUCAAAAACAGUUGGUGAGCUGCUUGUCACCAUAUGCAGUAGAAUAGGAAUCACCAACUAUGAGGAGUACUCGCUCAUUCAAGAGGUGACAGAAGACAAGAAGGAGGAUGGGAUGGGGACACUGAAGAAGGACAGAACCCUUCUGCUGCGAGACGAGAGGAAAAUGGAAAAGCUCAAAGCUAAACUCCACACAGAUGAUGACUUGAACUGGUUGGAUCACAGCAGGACAUUCAGGGAGCAGGGAGUGGAGGAAAGUGAGACCCUGCUGCUCAGGCGCAAGUUCUUCUAUUCAGACCAAAACGUGGACUCACGAGACCCUGUCCAGCUAAACCUGCUUUAUGUUCAGGCUAGAGAUGAUAUAUUGAAUGGAUCCCACCCUGUGUCCUUUGAUAAAGCCUGUGAGUUUGCAGGGAUCCAGGCUCAAAUCCAGUUUGGACCCCACGUGGAGCACAAGCACAAGCCUGGAUUCCUGGACCUGAAGGAGUUUUUACCUAAAGAGUACAUCAAGCAGAGAGGGUCCGAAAAGAAAAUAUUCCAAGAACAUAAAACAUGUGGAGAGAUGACAGAGAUUGAAGGGAAAGUAAAGUAUGUGAAGCUUGCAAGGUCCCUGCAGACGUAUGGAGUGUCUUUCUUCCUGGUGAAGGAAAAGAUGAAGGGUAAAAAUAAGCUGGUCCCACGGCUGCUGGGGAUAACCAAGGAGUCAGUGAUGCGAGUUGAUGAGAAGACGAAAGAUGUGGUCCAGGAAUGGCCUCUGACUACAGUGAAGAGAUGGGCAGCCUCCCCGAAGAGCUUCACAUUGGACUUUGGGGAGUACCAGGAAAGUUACUACUCUGUCCAGACUACAGAGGGGGAGCAGAUAUCCCAACUCAUCGCUGGAUACAUUGAUAUUAUUCUUAAAAAGAAACAGAGUAAAGAUCGUUUUGGCCUUGAGGGAGAUGAAGAAUCCACCAUGCUGGAGGAAUCAGUUUCCCCUAAGAAGUCCACAAUUUUGCAGCAGCAAUUCAAUCGUGUAGGCCGUGUGGAGCAUGGGUCAGUGGCCCUUCCAGGCAUUAUACGGUCUGGCUCUGUUGGUGGCCCUGACACCUUCAAUGUGGGUACUAUGCCCUCUGCCCAGCAGCAAAUCACAACAGGGCAGAUGCACAGGGGACACAUGCCUCCACUGAAUUUAGCCCAGCAGGCCUUGAUGGGAACGAUCAACAGCAGUAUGCAGGCUGUGCAGCAGGCCCAGGCUGACCUGGGACACGUGGAUAAUCUGCCUCCACUGGGCCACGACUUAGCAUCCAGGGUGUGGGUUCAGAACAAAGUUGAUGAGUCCAAACAUGAAAUCCACUCUCAGGUUGAUGCCAUCACUGCUGGAACAGCAUCUGUGGUCAAUCUCACAGCAGGUGAACCCUCAGAGACUGAUUACACAGCAGUGGGCUGCGCCAUCACCACCAUCUCCUCCAACCUCACGGAAAUGUCUAAAGGUGUCAAGCUGCUAGCAGCAUUAAUGGACGAUGAGGUGGGGAGUGGACACAAGCUCAUGGGUGCUGCCAGGAUGCUGGCAGGAGCUGUGUCAGAUCUGCUCAGAUCUGUUGAGCCUGCAGCCGCUGAGCCCAGACAGACGGUGCUGACUGCAGCAGGAAGCAUUGGACAAGCCAGCGGGGACCUGCUCCGUCACAUGGGGGAGGGCGAGACUGAUGAGAAGUUCCAGGACACCCUGAUGAAUCUGGCCAAGGCGGUGGCCAAUGCAGCUGCUAUGUUGGUCCUGAAGGCCAAGAACGUUGCCCAGGUGGCCGAGGACACCAUAUUGCAGAACCGAGUGAUCGCAGCUGCCACUCAAUGUGCCCUGUCCACCUCACAGCUAGUGGCCUGCACCAAGGUGGUGAGUCCGACCAUCAGUUCCCCAGUGUGUCAGGAGCAGCUUGUUGAGGCCGGCAAACUAGUAGACCGAUCUGUUGAGACAUGUGUGAAAGCUUGCCGCUUGGCCAGUGAUGAUGGGGAGCUGCUGAAACAAGUCGGGGCAGCAGCUGGUGUGGUGAGCCAGGCCCUUGGCGACCUACUGCAACAUGUCCGCCAUUACGCCAGCUGUGGUGAGCCCAUCGGACGCUACGACCAGGCCACAGACACGAUCAUGAACGUGACUGAAAAUAUUUUCACUUCCAUGGGUGAUGCUGGUGAGAUGGUGCGUCAGGCCAGGGUGUUGGCUCAGGCAACUUCUGAUUUGGUCAAUGCCAUGAGGUCGGAUGCAGAGGCGGAAGUUGACGUUGACAACUCCAAGAAACUACUUGCUGCAGCCAAACUUCUGGCUGAUGCCACAGCUCGGAUGGUGGAAGCUGCUAAGGGGGCGGCUGCCUACCCAGAGAAUGAGGACCAGCAGCAGAGGCUCAGGGAGGCGGCUGAAGGGCUGCGUGUUGCCACAAAUGCAGCAGCUCAAAAUGCAAUAAAGAAGAAGUUAGUCAACAGGCUGGAGUUAGCGGCUAAGCAGGCAGCAGCUGCUGCAACUCAGACCAUUGCAGCUGCACAGAAUGCUGCUGCUUCCAACAAAAAUACUGUCUCACAUCAGCAGUUAGUACACAGCUGCAAGGCAGUUGCAGAUAGUAUUCCCCAGCUGGUGCAAGGGAUGAGGAGCAGCCAAGCCCAACCUGAAGAGCUUGGGCCUCAGCUCGCCCUCAUCAUGGCCAGCCAGAGUUUCUUACAGCCUGGAAGUAAGAUGGUAGCAUCAGCGAAGUCUGCAGUUCCCACAGUGACUGACCAGGCUGCUGCUAUGCAGCUGGGCCAGUGUGCCAAGAAUUUAGCAACCUGCCUGGCGGAGCUCAGGACUGCCACCCAGAAGGCACAUGAAGCCUGUGGCCCUCUGGAGAUUGAUUCUGCCCUGAAGACCGUACAGACACUUAAGUGUGAGCUUCAGGAUGCUAAGAUGUCUGUGAUUGAUGGCCAACUCAAACCUCUUCCUGGGGAAACGCUGGAAAAGUGCGCUCAGGAUUUGGGAAGUACAUCUAAGGCGGUGGGCUCCUCCAUGGCACAACUGUUGACAUGUGCUGCACAGGGCAAUGAACAUUAUACAGGUGUUGCUGCCAGAGAAACGGCACAGGCUUUGAGGACAUUGGCUCAAGCAGCUAGAGGUGUGGCAGCAAGCACCAAAGAGCCUCAGGCUGCAGCUGCAAUGCUGGACUCAGCCCAAUGUGUGAUGGAAGGCUCGACCAUGCUGAUCCAUGAGGCUCAUCAGGCUCUGGUUCAUCCAGGAGAUGCAGAGAGUCAGCAGAGACUGGCACAGGUAGCCAAAGCGGUGUCACACUCCCUGAAUAAUUGUGUGAAUUGCCUGCCAGGCCAAAAGGAUGUUGAUAUGGCUCUCAGGAGCAUCGGAGAGGCCAGCAAGAAGCUGCUAGUGGACUUUCUCCCUCCAUGCAGUAAGACAUUCCAGGAGGCCCAAACUGAGCUGAACCACACAGCAGCUGAACUCAACCACUCAGCAGGCGAGGUCGUCCACUCCUCCCGUGGAACAAGCAGCCAGUUGGCUGCAGCCUCUGGGAAGUUCAGCCAAGACUUUGAUGAGUUCCUGGAUGCUGGCAUUGAGAUGGCAGGACACACCCAAAGCAAAGAAGACCAAAUCCAAGUCAUUGGUAAUCUGAAGAACAUCUCCAUGGCAUCCAGCAAGCUGCUACUGGCCGCCAAGUCUCUGUCUGUGGAUCCAGGUGCAGCCAAUGCAAAGAAUCUUCUAGCUGUGGCAGCAAGGGCGGUGACAGAGAGUAUUAACCAGCUGAUAACACUCUGUACCCAGCAAGCAGCUGGACAAAAGGAGUGUGACAACGCCUUAAGGGAGCUGGAGGCUGUCAGGGGUCUCCUGGAAAACCCCAACGAGCCUGUGAACGAACUCUCCUACUUUGACUGCAUUGAGAGCGUCAUGGAGAACUCAAAGGUCCUGGGAGAGUCGAUGGCGGGCAUUUCUCAGCACUGUAAGACAGGUGAUGUUCUAGCCUUUGGAGAGAGUGUGAGUUUGGCAUCCAAAGCUCUGUGUGGGCUGACAGAGGCUGCAGGACAGGCUUCUUAUCUUGUAGGUGUUUCUGAUCCAAAUAGCCAGUCAGGUCACGAAGGGUUGGUGGAUCCCAUUCAGUUUGCACGGGCCCACCAAGCUAUACAGAUGGCUUGUCAGAAUUUAGUGGACCCAGCGAGUAGUCCCUCACAGGUCUUAUCUGCAGCAACAAUUGUAGCCAAACACACCUCGGCUCUCUGUAAUGCCUGCCGCCUAGCCUCUUCUAAAACCUCCAACCCUGUGGCUAGGAGGCAGUUUGUCCAGUCAGCCAAAGAGGUGGCCAACACCACAGCCAACCUCGUCAAAACCAUCAAGGCUUUAGAUGGGGAUUUUUCUGAGGAGAACAGGAGCAGGUGCCGUGUUGCUACAACUCCACUCCUUGAGGCUGUAGAAAACCUGUCAACCUUUGCCAACAAUCCGGAGUUUGCUAGCAUCCCAGCUCAGAUCAGUAAUGAGGGCUCAGCAGCCCAGGAGCCUAUUGUGCGCUCAGCUCGCUCCAUGCUCGAUAGCUCCACUUACCUUAUAGAAACUGCUCGCUCACUGGUUCUCAACCCCAAAGAUCCUCCAACUUGGUCCAUCCUAGCCGGUCACUCCAGGACAGUUUCUGACUCCAUCAAGAGCCUCAUCACCUCAAUUAGGGACAAGGCACCAGGACAGAGAGAGUGUGAUUACUCCAUUGAUAACAUUAAUAAGUGUAUCCGGGACAUUGAGCAAGCUUCCCUGGCUGCAGUUGGGCAGACCCUGCCCUGCAGAGAUGAUAUCUCUAUGGAAGCACUCCAGGAACAGCUGACAUCCUCUGUACAAGAGAUUGGUCAUCUGAUUGAUCCUGUCUCCACAGCGGCUCGAGGUGAAGCUGCCCAACUAGGACACAAGGUCACCCAGCUGGCCAGUUACUUUGAUCCACUUAUUGUGGCCUCAGUCGGCCUGGCCUCAAAGCUGCAAGACCACCAGCAGCAGAUGACCAUCUUGGACCAGACCAAGACCCUGUCUGAGUCUGCCCUGCAGAUGCUUUAUGCUGCCAAGGAAGGUGGAGGAAACCCAAAGGCGUCCCACACCCACGAUGCUAUCUCUGAGGCAGCCCAGCUAAUGAAAGAGGCUGUGGAUGACAUCAUGGUGACUUUGAAUGAGGCAGCAAGUGAAGGUGGUAUGGUUGGGGGCAUGGUGGAGUCCAUUGCUGAGUCCAUGGGCAGGUUGGAUGAAGGAACACCUCCAGAACCAGAGGGCUCUUUUGUGGACUACCAGACCACCAUGGUGAAGUUCUCCAAGGCCAUUGCCAUCACUGCCCAGGAGAUGAUGACUAAGUCAGUAACCUGCCCCGAAGAGCUCUGCGGCCUCGCCUCUCAGGUGACAGUGGACUACGGACAGCUUGCACACCAAGGACGCCUCGCUGCAGCCACUGCAGAGCCAGAAGAGGUUGCUUUCCAGAUAAGGACCCGAGUGCAAGAACUGGGCCAUGGCUGUAUCUAUCUGGUCCAGAAGGCUGGAGCCCUGCAGCUCAGCCCUACUGACAGCUUUUCCAAAAGAGAGCUCAUCGAGUGUGCCCGCGCAGUCACUGAGAAGGUGUCGUUGGUACUGUCAGCACUGCAAGCAGGAAACAAAGGCACCCAGGCCUGUAUCACAGCAGCCAGCGCUGUCUCUGGAAUCAUCGCUGACCUGGACACAACCAUCAUGUUCGCCUCCGCUGGAACACUGAGCCCUGAGAACGAAGAGUCUUUCGCUGAUCACAGGGAAAGCAUCUUGAAGACAGCCAAGGCACUGGUGGAGGACACCAAGCUGCUGGUUGCGGGAGCUGCUUCCAGUCAGGAGAAACUAGCUCAAGCCGCCCACUCUUCGGCCAAAACUAUCACUCAGCUCACUGAAGUGGUCAAACUGGGUGCAACCAGCAUGGGUUCAGAGGACCCCGAAACACAGGUGGUUCUUAUAAAUGCAGUGCGGGAUGUAGCCAAGGCUCUGGCCGAACUCAUCAGUGCCACCAAAUGUGCUGCCGGCAAACCACCUGAUGACCCAUCCAUGUAUCAGCUGAAGAGUGCAGCUAAGGUCAUGGUGACCAAUGUAACGUCUCUUCUAAAAACAGUGAAGGCUGUGGAGGAUGAAGCCACUCGUGGGACGAGAGCACUGGAGGCCACAAUUGAGUGCAUCAAACAAGAGCUGACAAUGUUCCAUUCCAAGGACGUCCCAGACAAGUCCACUUCACCAGAAGAAUUCAUCCGCAUGACAAAGGGCAUCACUAUAGCAACAGCCAAGGCAGUAGCCGCAGGCAACUCUGCUCAGCAAGAGGAUGUGAUCUCCACCGCCAACCUGAGCCGCAAAGCCAUCUCUGAUAUGCUGACUACCUGCAAGCAAGCAGCACACCACCCUGAAGUGGGCGAGGAAUUAAGAGGCAAGGCACUGCAGUAUGGCUCUGAGUGCACUACCGGAUACAUAAACCUUCUGGAGCAAGUGCUGCAGGUGCUGCAGAGACCCACACCAGAACAGAAGCAGCAGCUGGCUGUACAUUCAAAGCUUGUGGCAGCAUGUGUGACAGAGCUUGUCCAGACAGCUGAGGCCAUGAAAGGAUCAGAGUGUGUGGACCCUGAAGACCCUACUGUGAUCGCCGAGACCGAGCUUCUCGGAGCCGCAGCAUCCAUUGAAGCUGCAGCCAAGAAACUAGAGCAGCUCAAGCCCAGGGCCAAGCCCAAGCAGGCAGAUGAGACGCUGGAUUUCGAGGAGCAGAUUUUAGAAGCAGCAAAGUCCAUUGCUGCAGCUACUAGCGCUCUUGUAAAAUCUGCAUCUGCAGCUCAAAGAGAGCUGGUGGCACAAGGCAAGGUGGGAUCCAAUCUAGCCAAUGCAGUUGAUGAUGGCCAGUGGUCCCAAGGUCUUAUAUCAGCUGCACGAAUGGUAGCGGCAGCCACCAGUAACCUGUGUGAAGCAGCAAACGCCUCAGUGCAGGGCCAUGCCAGUGAGGAGAAGCUCAUCUCUUCGGCCAAACAGGUUGCAGCCUCCACAGCUCAGCUGCUGGUGGCCUGCAAGGUGAAGGCUGAACAUGAUUCUGAAGCCAUGAAGAGACUACAGGCUGCUGGCAAUGCUGUGAAGCGAGCUUCAGACAACCUGGUCAGAGCGGCUCAGAAAGCAGCGUUUGAUAAGACUGAGGAUGACAGUGUCGUGGUGAAGACUAAAUUUGUUGGAGGGAUAGCACAGAUCAUUGCGGCUCAGGAGGAGAUGCUGAGGAAGGAGCGUGAGCUGGAGGAAGCUCGGAAGAAGCUGGCUCAGAUCCGACAGCAGCAAUAUAAGUUCCUGCCCAGCGAGCUGAGGGAGGAUGAGGGCUGAGUAGCUGAGGAGACAGGAUGUGUACUGUGGUGCAGAAGAGACCUUUUGGUCAGUGGGAUAUGUGCUAUCAGUUGCUUUACUCCUACAUAUCCAGUGACUAUACAGCACUUGAAACAGGCCUGUUUAGUGAGAAAAACAAGUGCCUGUGCUCUGUAGUGUAUUUGUGUGAGUGUGUGUGUGGUGUAUGUAUGUAUUUGUAAGUGAAUGUCUUUGACAUUCAGACUUUAAUAUGAAGAAAGUUAUUAUGAGCAAUGUGAGACAGUUGGAUUAAGUUCCAUGGUAAAUUUAUCUUUGCUUUGCGGGUGUUUGUGCAUCAUGAGCAUAACUGACUGUUACAAUCAUGAAUCAAAUAUGUUGCAAAUGCAGAGUUUCUCUAUAAUCACUGAAUGUUCUGUAACUUUUGAAGGUUUAAAGCAAAUAGGAAUGAACUGGUGAUAGUUCUUCAACUAGCGGUCUAUAGCUUGUAUUAAAUGUUAGAGAAAAAAAAAUCCUUAAAUGCCUAAGGAAAACGGCAGGAAGCCUCAUUUUAUCACUGGGUUGCAUGCACCAUAAUCUCAACACAUAUCAACGAAGCUACUAACCAACAGAGUAGUCUGGGGCUGAAUGGCGCUUCUCUUUUACUAAAAAUCCUGAGAUUUGCCAUUCAAGCUACAAAUCUUUAAUUUUUUGGAUUCUGAUUAACCUAACGUGUUCAGCUUGAUGCCAAACACCGAAAAGUUGGGAUCAGUGUCAAACUAAGAAAACAACACCGUUGGCCAACACUUGGCAUAAAGAUAUUUAUUCUAUCAAUUUUACAAGUUCUUAUAAAGCAAAGAGGUGUAAUAUGUGUUAUUCAGAGAAUCUGAACUAAAAGUGACCAAAUAUGUCUUGCUGCUUGUACUUUACAUCAUUCAAAGUUAUCCCAUUAGAUCUUCCCCCAAAAUACACAGAGCUGUAUCAGGUCAUAUAAAAUAUGUUUACAUUAUCUUCUAUAAUGUUUUUGUCUCUUGUUAUACAUUUUUUAAAUUCCUCCACCAUUUACACUGGCCAGAUUUUGUUUAAGUGCCCACUGUACUGUGCACAAACACUCUCACAUACAGGUGUUCUCCACCAGCCACUGCCAUGUCUUCGUAAAGCCCUUUCACUUUAAAGUCUAUGUGUAUAGCAAUAUUACACUGAAUAUUCCAGGAAGAUGAUAAUGGGAGUCUGUGCUGUUGGUGGUUAGAAAAUGAGAUGUGUGCAAUGAUAUUGGGCUUUGGUCUCUUGAAUUAAAUGAGCAUACAUUAUGCUCUGUGUAUGUUUGUAUUUUUUGCACUGAAGACGGCAAAUUGAAGCUUCCAUCACAAUAUAUGAAAAAGUUCUUCUAAUAAACUAGAAGGAAAUAGCCACAUGCGCUGAUUAAAGAAAAUUUUUUUCUUCACAAUAUUAUAUACAAUAUCUUAAACUUUCAGCGGUUCAUGUCCUCGGUCUGUCCACGCCAGUGUCCGGUCUGCAUUGUGUACUAGUGCCUUACCAAAGUCUGCCCUACGAGCAGCUGAAGAUCAGGCUGGGUGGAAGCCUGAGCCUUGUCCUCUCUGGAUCAGAACAUUAUGCCAAUCUAAUCGGGGUCUUUGCCAUACAGUAAAAUGCCUUGGCCAACCUGCCGACAUUGUUAUAAUGCUGAUAUAAAAGGGCAUCUGUGGAUACUUUAGGAUUUAGAGACUAACAUUAGACUGCGUUCAAUGAGCAUGUGGCAAAUUGUGUCUGAAGUUGAGCAACGUUUGAAAAUCAUUAUGCCAAGUUCCACUCAAAUGUUGAACUGGACUUCUGAGUUUCAUUGUCUAACCACUAUUAAACAAAAAUAAGUUUUUAUUUGUAAAUGUAAGAAUUCCCUUAUAAUAUACUGUCUAACUGAUUUGUCUGAGUAUUAACAGAAAUAGAAUAACAGUUAAUCUCUGUUGCGAAUUGAUGUUGUGCUUUCUUUAACAGACUGCGUUAGUUUUGAUUUGAUGCUGUAUGUAAAAUAUUUAUCUGGUCACAAAAGUAUUUUUUGUAUUCAACAAAAAUAAAGAAUUUCAAACAACCA
Molecule: messenger RNA, 9708 nt
Organism: Melanotaenia boesemani (Boeseman's rainbowfish)
Lineage: Eukaryota; Metazoa; Chordata; Actinopteri; Atheriniformes; Melanotaeniidae
Gene: tln2b
Product: talin 2b
Exons: 56
Coding region: 30-7664 (2544 amino acids)
Biological process (GO): cell-cell adhesion
Cellular component (GO): cytoskeleton; focal adhesion; ruffle
Molecular function (GO): integrin binding; structural constituent of cytoskeleton; actin filament binding
Source: RefSeq, a predicted model, not a curated record